ACGGCUUCCAUAACCAGCAAAGGCCCAAACCAAACAUCAGAGGGCAGAGGCUUCAGAGAUUCUCCGAACGAUUUUGGCUUUCAAUUGUUGUUUCAGUUUAAUGGCUCAACCUCAGACCGUAGCGGAUGCAAAUAGGGAUCUAAUAAGUCAUCUGCCGGCAGAGAUAAAGGACAGAAUUUUGGAGUGUUUGCCCACUCGAGACGCUGCCAGAACUGCUCUGCUCUCAACCCACUGGAAUGAUGCUUGGUUGCGCCAUGGCCGCCUUGUGUUUGAUUUCAACUUCUUCUGGCAUUUCAGAGAAUCCAAAGGUUAUACUCUCCUACCUUUCGUUCAAAUAAUAACACGCAUUCUCUUGCAGCGGAUUCCACCCGUGAAGAAAUUUAGUCUAGCCAUCCCUUCCCUCGAAUUACUUGAUCCUAAGCUGGAGCAGUCCGCUUUAGAUCAGUGGUUUCAUUUUCUAUCGAGAAAUGGCGUUGAGGAACUUCGCAUCUCUAAUGGGGGAAAUGUCACCCCAUAUAAGCUGCCACUUUGUAUAGUCUCGUGCCCGACAAUCAAGCAGCUGAGACUCUGCAAUGUGUAUUUUGAUUUCCCACUAAAUGCUCCUUGUAUUUUUCCCUGUGUCACUUCAUUAGAGUUCUUCAGUGUUGCCUUUAGUCAUAAUGUUAAUGGAAUUGUGUAUAGUAUUCCUAAUCUUGAGAAGCUUUAUUUAAGUAAUUGUAGAUGGAUCAGUAAUUUUAAGAUUAGUGCUCCAAAACUUGAAAGCCUGUCUAUCACUGGUUGUAUAUAUGAGUUUGGUUUUAUAUGUAAGUUUGAAUCGAGUUGGUUUGCACUUCAUUUGAGAGCAAUUAAGGUUCUUUGCAUGGUGGGCGGCUUGUUCUUGAAUUGGAGAGAUGCUGUAGUAGCCUCCUUCCCAACUGCAAUAAAUCUGCAAGUACUCAAACUGCAUUCUUUUGAGUUUGCCAGUGAAAAGCAUCUCAAGGGUGUUUUGCAGUUGCUUCAAAAAUCUCCCAAUCUAUGUGAACUGGAGAUUACAGGAUAUGAUGAAAUAGAAGAAGAUGAUGACAUGGAAGAUGAUUUCAUGGAAGAUAAUGACAUAGAAGCUGCUUCAAGACUUCUGAAGGAUCCAGAGAGUUGCAUUAUUAAUCAGGAUCUAAAAGUGCUUAAAACAAUCAAGAUUAAACUGUUCUGUAGAUCCCCAGUUGAAAUGCUGUUUAUGAAAAUGCUGCUCUCAAAAUCCCCUAUACUAGAGAGAGUUGUUAUUACGGAAUAUCGUUAUAUAAAAGAUGGUUGCACGGUGAUCAAGUUCCUAAGGGAGUUGCAAUGCUUCCCUCGUGCAUCUCCAAAAGCACAGAUUGUCAUCAAGGGCAAAAACUAUGCUUAAGGACUGGUUGGUUUAGCUAUGCUUCAAUUUGUAUGCAACUUAGAAAUGUAAGCAAUGGUGAUGGUGGAACUUGAAAUGUUUUGUUAGAAAUGCAAUUGGUCAAUGUUUAUUUUUAUUAGGAGGAAGAAGAAGAAUAGUUUCUUACUAUCUUUAAUCCGUAAAAGUGUUGGAGUGUUGGUUAAAUUUUUAUUAGGAGGAAGAAGAAGAAUAGUUUCUUACUAUCUUUAAUCUGUAGAAGUGUUGGAGUUUUGGUUACUUGGUGGAGUUGGUGCUACUUUGCUAGGUAGUAGUUACCAUCUGUAAAUCUGUAAUUAAAUAUUUUGUUAGUAUUUUGUCUAAGUUGUUUGAUGAUUUUAGACUUUUAAUGCAAUUUAGCACUUAGUUUAGCAUUGUAUUUUGCACUUCAAAUCUGUAAACUUUAGUUUUGUAA
This is a messenger RNA of Ipomoea triloba (trilobed morning glory), 1811 nucleotides long. Its product is annotated as F-box/FBD/LRR-repeat protein At1g13570-like. Gene Ontology annotation, molecular function: protein binding. Lineage: Eukaryota; Viridiplantae; Streptophyta; Magnoliopsida; Solanales; Convolvulaceae. Bases 101 to 1381 code for a protein of 426 amino acids. The transcript has 4 exons. The record is from RefSeq and is a predicted model, not a curated record.